Messenger RNA from Engraulis encrasicolus (European anchovy), 1947 nucleotides. RefSeq names its product tubulin polyglutamylase complex subunit 1 (gene tpgs1). The record is from RefSeq and is a predicted model, not a curated record. The transcript is spliced from 2 exons. Gene Ontology annotation, biological process: protein polyglutamylation. Bases 82 to 948 code for a protein of 288 amino acids. Lineage: Eukaryota; Metazoa; Chordata; Actinopteri; Clupeiformes; Engraulidae. Gene Ontology annotation, molecular function: microtubule binding.
CAUAGCAAGGAGAAACAUCCUUUCAGCAUCUUGUUCUACCCUGUGAUGUAAACUGACUCACUUCCGUUGCUACCGAGAAAUAUGGCGGAGAAGCGGCGCUCGGGAGUCUCCGCAGUGAUGUCUGACUCGAAAGCCACCAAAGCAGACACCGAUCAAGACUUCUUAUGUCAAGCAGGCGUAGAUGUUUUACUUCGCGGUGCAUUACUGAAACUCGUAGAAGCUAGAUCGGAGGACCCCAUCGGUUUCCUGGCUGAACACUUCAGCAAUUUAACAUCCGAGACGGAGAACAGUCCGGUCGGAGGCGGUGAUGGGGAGCAGCAUCACAGCAAUGUAUUGGAACAGCAGCAGCUUAGCCGAGCCUUGUGGCACAUAGGUCUGGCGCAUCACUCCCAAAGAUCAGCGUUCAACAGCAACACUCGUGUGGCCUACGACCUCCUGAUAGAGGGCGGGUCCCGUCGCCGUGGCGCAGCAGGAGGGGUCAAGGGUCGCGUCUACACAGAGCUGCUGCGCGGCCUGUGCAGCGAGGGCGGCCUGUCAGUCACCGCCUCAGCGCCACUCCUGCAGCGCAUCCAGUGCCACGACCACGAGGCCGUGCCCUUCGAGCUCUUCCGCCAGGGCGUGCUUACCUGUGCCGCCUUCACGGACUACAUCCGCAAGUCUCAGUGCCUGUACGCAGCCGUCAGCAGCUGCCCAGAGCAAGCGGGCGACAGGGCGCUCUGCCAGGCGGUGCUGGGCACGCUGCAGGAGGCCCUGGAGACCACGUCUGCCUGGACGGACGUGGCACGCUACCUGGAGGCCAGCAUGAAGAUCUCGCCCGGCAAGCUGGCACAGGCCAUGGCCGAGGCGCAGGGGCCCAGUGGCGGAGGCACGGGCCCCACCAUGGACGCUCAGGAGUUUGAAGACAGCGCCGCCAAGCUCUUCCUGGCCAGAGUACGCAUAGUUUCGUAGGCAGGAGUCUGAGCAAAAGGUUGCAAUGCAAGAUGUAGCAGAGUAUGUCAAGGCUGGGGCAUGUUGUUAAAGACUAUGAUGUUAGUGUGUCCUACAAUUUUGUGUUAUAAUAAGGUUUAUACCUCAUUGGCCUUUUCUUUUAUUUCAAAACUGCGGGGAUCAUGGGUUACAUCUGUUUAUGUGAGGAAUUACACAAUGUACUGAUGUCCACAUGGCAUCAGUGCUCAGAUAAUGUGAAGACUUCAGUAGGUUCAUUCACAGAUUGCCUGGAAUAUGUUGCACUGUUUCUGAAUGUGACCUUCCACUGUUGUUACUGCGAUUUUUGCUUGCAUUAAUGUGACAACUGGAACCUUUCCCCUUGCUGUAGUGCAUUGAGUGCAUGAAGGCCUCCCAAGAUUGUUGUCUGCACCCUGAAGUAAUGUUUGAACUGAGCAAAAAAGAUUGCCCUAAGAACUCUUUGGGCAUAAAGUGUUUGAUUUCAUUUUUUUGUGUCAGAAAGCUAAAAAAUCGCCUAUUAUUUUCUGUCCGUUCAUAUUUCCUUUGGUGACAAUUAUCAACAUGAGAUAGUGGGGAAAGCAAAUACAUGACAAGUUGUGCAACCACUGUUCACUUAUUUGUAACUCUCCAUUUACAGGAUAGGGCACCCAUUUAAUGCAGAGUAUGUAUCAAUGCACUGCUACUGUAUAUCCAGCAGAGGUCACCCUGUAGACUGCUUGCAGUGCCAGUGCUGUACGUGUAUUUAUUCACCAUUGCCAACUCUCUCCAGGUUUGAAUACAAUGAUUCAGAUUGAUUCAGAUUCAAAUAUCACAACACUUUUGUGACAAUGUAUCCUUUCAAGGGUUUAAAGCAGAAGUGAUUUUUUUAAUCUUUGGUUAUCUGGUGAGGUUAGACCCACAGAAUGUUUCACUUCUCACUUCUCCAAAUCAUUUUUGCACUUGCACAUUUAGCCCACCAAAUGUAAAGAGUCUGAAAAUGUAGAUGAGCUAUUAUUUUGUGUU